AUGAAAAGUUUCGGAGCGAGAGCAGGUUUACUAGGAUUGAUUAUUGGAUGUAGCAUCGGAAUACCAGCAGGUCGACAAUUUCACUUGUACUUUGAUGCUGAUGCCAUCGAGGCUAAACGAAAACAAGCUGAAGAAAAUCAACAAGCUUUUUCUGAAACUGAGGAAUCAAAAGAGGAGACAACAACAACAACAACGAACACCAUUACGAGCAAUGUGAUAGAAACCUCCCAAUCAAACAAUGCUCCUUCGACUACGCCUGUUGUAAAUAAUGUAAUUGAAAACAAUAACUUGGAAUCGGAACACAAAGAGGAAUCACAAGAAAAGGCAACCAGACCUUUUGAAGGUGGUAUUUUCAAUUUGAGAAGAUUCUUCUAG
Messenger RNA from Naegleria lovaniensis, 375 nucleotides. RefSeq lists its product as uncharacterized. The record is from RefSeq and is a predicted model, not a curated record. Lineage: Eukaryota; Heterolobosea; Eutetramitea; Acrasida; Naegleriidae. The transcript has a single exon. The coding region runs from base 1 to 375 and encodes 124 amino acids.